Musa acuminata subsp. malaccensis (wild Malaysian banana) is the source of this 1827-nucleotide messenger RNA. Its product is annotated as adenine/guanine permease AZG1-like. Lineage: Eukaryota; Viridiplantae; Streptophyta; Magnoliopsida; Zingiberales; Musaceae. Gene Ontology annotation, biological process: guanine transport; transmembrane transport; adenine transport. Gene Ontology annotation, molecular function: purine nucleobase transmembrane transporter activity. The record is from RefSeq and is a predicted model, not a curated record. Gene Ontology annotation, cellular component: plasma membrane.
CCUUCACGGAGCGCUCGCUACUCUCUCCUACUAUGGAUUCGACGGCGGAAUCUCCGCCGUCGGCAUCCGGUGUGGCGGCGACGUCGAUAACGGGAAGGGGAUCACGACUCGGCCGGUUUAACGCAGCGGUGGCUAAGUCGUGGGUGGGCCGGCGGUUCAAGCUGGCGGAGCGCGGCACCACCUUCACAACCGAGCUGCGCGCCGGAACCGCUACCUUCCUGACCAUGGCGUACAUCCUCGCCGUGAACGCCUCGAUCCUCUCCGACUCCGGCGCCACAUGCUCCGUCGACGAUUGCCUCCGCCCCUCCCCCUCCUGCCGCUUCCCUCCCGUGGACCCGGGCUACGCCGCCUGCGUUGACCGCGCCCGCCGCGACCUCAUUGUGGCCACCGCCGCGUCGUCCAUCGUCGGGUCAUUUAUCAUGGGUGCCUUCGCCAACCUGCCGUUGGCUCUGGCUCCCGGCAUGGGCACCAACGCGUACUUCGCCUACACCGUGGUCGGCUUCCACGGUUCCGGCGACCUCCCGUAUCGCACCGCCCUCGCCGCCGUCUUCCUCGAGGGCCUCCUUUUUCUGCUCAUCUCCGCCCUCGGCUUCCGUGCCCGCCUCGCCAAGCUCGUGCCCCGCCCGGUCCGUAUCUCCUCCUCCGCUGGCAUCGGGCUCUUCCUCGCCUUCAUCGGCCUCCAGAACAACGAGGGCGUGGGCCUCGUCGGCUACAGUUCCUCCACGCUCGUCACCCUCGCCGCCUGCCCCCGCAAGUAUCGCGCCUACCUUGCGCCCGUCCAAACCUUCGACAACGGCACCGUGGCCCUCAUCCCAGGCGGCGCCGUCUCCGGCGACGUCCUCUGCCUGCACGGCCGCAUGGAGUCCCCCACCUUCUGGCUCGCCGUCGUGGGGUUCCUCAUCAUCGCUUUCUGCCUCAUCAAGAACAUCCAGGGCGCCAUGAUCUACGGCAUCGUCUUCGUCACCGCCGUCUCCUGGUUCCGCCACACCUCUGUCACCGCCUUCCCGAACACCCCCGCCGGGAGCGACGCCUACCGCUACUUCAAGAAAGUGGUGGACGUCCACCGCAUCGAGUCCACGGCAGGCGUGCUCAGCUUCAAAGGCAUCGGCACCGGCCGAUUCUGGGAGGCGCUCGUCACCUUCCUCUACGUGGACGUGCUUGACACCACGGGCACGCUCUACUCCAUGGCGCGCUUCGCGGGCUACGUGGACGCCAACGGGGACUUCGAGGGGCAGUACUUCGCCUUCAUGUCGGACGCGGUCGCCAUCGUGGUGGGCUCGCUGCUGGGCACGUCGCCCGUCACGGCGUUCAUCGAGUCGUCGACGGGGAUCAAGGAGGGGGGCAGGACCGGGAUGACAGCGCUCACGGUGGCGGUCUACUUCCUGCUCGCCUUCUUCUUCACGCCGUUGCUGGCAUCGAUUCCGGCGUGGGCGGUCGGCCCGCCGCUAGUGCUGGUGGGGGUGCUCAUGAUGAAGGCCGUGACGGAGAUCGAGUGGGAGGACAUGAAGGAGGCCAUCCCGGCCUUCAUGACCAUCCUCCUCAUGCCCCUCACCUACUCAAUCGCCUACGGCCUCAUCGGCGGCAUCGGCACCUACAUCGUCCUCAAUGCCUGGGACUGGGCCUACGCCUCAUGGACUCACUACGUCCUCGCCAACAAGAGCUUACCGUUGGCUGCGGCAGCCAAUGCUGACAGUGGCGACGGCAAUGGCAAGCAUAACGUGAAUGAUAAUACUGUAUAGCAUUAACACUAAAUCAUAACUCUGCCGUUUAUGUCGAAAAAAAUGGAAUUUAAAUGAAAGAAAAUACAAAAAAAUGAUUCCUUGUUUU